Homarus americanus (American lobster) is the source of this 1953-nucleotide messenger RNA. Its product is annotated as aminoacylase-1-like. The transcript is spliced from 10 exons. The coding region runs from base 323 to 1528 and encodes 401 amino acids. Lineage: Eukaryota; Metazoa; Arthropoda; Malacostraca; Decapoda; Nephropidae. Gene Ontology annotation, biological process: amino acid metabolic process. Gene Ontology annotation, cellular component: cytoplasm. Gene Ontology annotation, molecular function: aminoacylase activity. The record is from RefSeq and is a predicted model, not a curated record.
AGAACCUGUUGGCUAUAAUGUGUCAAGUGGGACGUGGUGAGGCAGUCAAUACCCAAACAAUAGAAAAUAAGGCACAAGAGGUGUAGGAGUUACCGAGACGACGCGACGGUCAAACAUCUGACUUUGUUUGGUAGAUUCAGUGCAUUAAUGAAGUUGAUGACUCCCACGAUACCGCCAGAAAAGGAUGACAGAGGCAGCGUGAUGAGGCAACCUCCCACACUCGUCGAAACGUCAUACCGAGUUCCUGCGCCGCCCAGCCGUUAGUGGUGAGAACAAGAGAGAGAGAAAGAGGGAGGGGGAGUCGAUAACCCUACUGUCUGCAAUGUCCAGCCAAGAGCAUCCUUCGGUCACUAACUUCCGCAACUACAUCAGGAUAAACACUGUCCAGCCCAACCCUGACUAUGCUUCGUGCACGGAGUUCCUUCGUGGUCAGGCGGAGGAACUAGGUGCGGCGUGUCAAGUGAUCGAGUGUGUGCCUGGCAAACCUAAUGUUAUCAUGACUCUGGUAGGAGACGACCCCACACUACCCUCCUUCCUCCUCAACUCUCAUACUGACGUUGUGCCAGUGUUUCCUGAACACUGGAAGUACGACCCCUUCAGCGCUCACAAGGACGGCGAGGGAAACAUCUACGGGCGGGGAACACAGGACAUGAAGAGUGUUGGGAUACAGUACCUGGAAGCCCUCAAGAGACUUAAGAAAGACGGCCACAAGUUCCUCCGUACCAUCCACCUUACUUUCGUGCCUGACGAGGAAGUGAGUGGUGGUAACGGGAUGGGGAGGCUGGUGGAGACUAAGGUGUUCCGGGAGAUGAACGUCGGUCUUGGUCUGGACGAAGGUUACUCAAGCACUGACAACAAGAUGCUGGUGUUCUACGGCGAGCGAUCUUCAAAGGCUGUCAAGAUCAAAUGCUCUGGGCAGCCUGGCCAUGGGUCACAGUUCCUGCCCAACACUGCUGGCGAGAAGCUACGUAAGAUUAUUAACACCUUCCUUGACUACCGCGAGCAGCAGCAACAAAAACUGAGAGACAACCCACGUCUUAGUCUUGGGGACGUGACAACCAUAAACCUGACCUCACUGGAGGGAGGUGUACAGCCCAACGUUGUACCAUCUGAGCUGUAUGUGGGGUUUGACGUGCGUGUCCCGCCCUCGGAGUUGGACCACUUUGAAACGAUGGUGGCAGGCUGGUGUAAGGAGGCCGGUCACGGUGUCUCCUAUGUCUUUGACGAGAAGGCAUUAGACUCCAAGGAAAUGACAUGUGCUGAGGACGGUAAAAAUCCGUGGUGGGACGCUUUCUCUGAUGCCUGCAAGAAAGAAAAUAUUGAACUUGAGAAAGGAAUAUUCCCGGCAGGUACAGACUCCCAUUACGUCAGGAAGCUUGGUAUAGAUGUCCUGGGGUUCUCGCCAAUGAACAACACACCUCGGCUUCUGCAUGACCACAACGAGUACCUCAACGAGAAAGUGUUCCUGCGUGGUAUAGAUAUUUACGCGACCAUCAUACCUGCCCUGGCCAAUGUGAAGUCCUUCUGAUAGUAUUAAAAGCCACGAUCACGGGGCCCACACACGGUCAAUACAACUCAUCUUUUCCUUGUUUUUGCCAUUAGAUUUUUUUUAGACUCCUAUGAAUAUUAGACACUAUAGGUUAUUUCACAACGAAUAUUAACCAAGCUAACGCUAAUAUCACUUAACCUAAUCCCCAGGUAACGUUAGGGUGGUUAAUCUUCAGGUGAAAUAUGCUGUAGUGUCUGAUCCUCAAGUCAGUAACAAACUGUGUAGAACGUUGGUGAACCUGGAGCACUUUUUGUAGGUCUUCUUGACCGGGGAAUCACGUGAUAUAUGAUGUAACAUGUCAACACGGUGGCCGGUAAUAAAGUCACAAGAAAAAAAAGUCACAGAAAAAAAGUCACAAUUUUGGCUAGGGAAAAAAAGUCACAAUUAAUUUAUGGUGGACGGUA